Anolis sagrei ordinatus is the source of this 3796-nucleotide messenger RNA. RefSeq names its product solute carrier family 16 member 8 (gene SLC16A8). Gene Ontology annotation, biological process: monocarboxylic acid transport; transmembrane transport. Gene Ontology annotation, cellular component: plasma membrane. Gene Ontology annotation, molecular function: monocarboxylic acid transmembrane transporter activity. The record is from RefSeq and is a predicted model, not a curated record. Lineage: Eukaryota; Metazoa; Chordata; Lepidosauria; Squamata; Anolidae.
GAAAGCUUCUUAAAAACUAGAGAAGUAGUUUCUUUCUUGGAGAGCAGCAAACCAGGAUGCUUUAGCGACUUUAAAACAUAAGCAGCUGCUGACCCACAUCUACACUGUAAAGAGCUUGGAACUUGGAGCAGACUGCUUGGCUGUACAGUAGGGGCUCCCUGGGAGCUGCCUUGGAGGUCACCACGGCUCCUUGCUUUAGGAAACUUUGAGAGCCCAAGCUGAGAAGGACCUUUUUUGUUGGCUGAGAAAGAAGAAUGCGAAAAGUUGGAAGACUUCUUCUGGUGCUUCUCUUUGGACGCCUGUCAUGGAGUAAGCCCUGAAAAGUUUUCAUUCCUUCCUUCCUCAAAUUAUCUCCCUCACUCCACAACACUAGGAGAAACCCUGCUUGGAGACCUCAAAAAGCACAGUCCAAGACACAGCACUCCACUCUCCUGCUGCUGCUGCCCACGCCUGGCCUGGUUUAUUUGCUGGCUUCCACUUGAUUUAGGCAAUGGGGAGAGGCGAUGCUGAGGAUGGACAGAUGCCUGAAAGAGUGAAGCCUCCAGAUGGUGGCUGGGGCUGGGUUGUGCUGUUGGGUUGCUUCGUCAUCACGGGCUUCUCCUACGCCUUUCCAAAGGCAGUGAGCAUUUACUUCAAGGAGCUGAUGCAUGACUUCCAUGUUGGCUACAGUGACACAGCUUGGAUCUCAUCGAUCAUGCUAGCUAUGCUGUAUGGAACAGGACCUGUGAGCAGUAUUAUGGUGAACCAGUUUGGAUGUCGUCCUGUGAUGCUCGUUGGAGGCCUCUUGGCUUCGUCUGGAAUGAUUUUAGCUUCAUUCACCACAAACAUUAUUGAACUGUACCUGACAGCUGGUGUGUUGACAGGUUUAGGCAUGGCUCUCAACUUUCAGCCUUCCCUGAUCAUGCUGGGGUCCUACUUUGAUAAGCGGAGACCUUUGGCGAAUGGGCUUGCUGCAGCUGGGAGCCCAGUCUUCCUGUCAGCUCUCUCUCCACUGGGGCAGGUUUUGUUGGAGAAGUUUGGCUGGCGAGGCGGAUUCCUCAUCAUGGGAGGCCUCCUGCUCAACUGCUGCACCUGUGGGGCAGUGAUGAGACCCCUAGAGAUGAGUAUGAAGACGACAAGAGAAAAGGCCCAGGACAAAUAUGAGGCCAAAGAGAUGCUGCCAAUGGGAGAAAGGGCAGACGAGGCCAUCAACACCACGGACAACACUAAGAAAGCCAAGAAAGCCAAGAAGAAGAAGAAGCCCAAGAAAGGCAAAAAGUUGUUAGAUUUUUCAAUCUUCAAAAACCGAGGGUUUGUCAUCUAUACGAUUGCCAUGUUCAUCAUGGUCUUGGGUCUCUUUGUGCCCACCAUAUUGCUGGUCAACUAUGCCAAAGACACAGGAGUGCCUGACAAAGAGGCUGCUUUUCUGUUGUCCAUCAUUGGUUUCAUCGAUAUCUUUGCCCGUCCAUCUUGUGGGGUUCUUGCUGGACUAAAGUGGGUACGGCCUCAUGUCAUCUACCUGUUCAGCUUUGCCAUGCUCUUCAAUGGCCUGACCGAUAUCAUCAGUGCCAAGGCCAGCACUUACACAUCUCUUGUCCUCUUCUGCAUCUUCUUUGGCAUCUCCUACGGCAUGGUGGGGGCCCUGCAGUUUGAGGUGCUCAUGGCCAUCGUUGGCUCACAGAAGUUCUCCAGUGCCAUUGGGCUUGUCUUGCUAAUCGAAGCCAUCGCUGUGCUUAUUGGGCCACCCUCUGCAGGGCGAUUGGUGGAUGCACUUAAGAGGUAUGAGGUUAUCUUCUACUUGGCUGGCUCAGAGGUUGUGUUGUCAGCUCUCUUCCUGGCCAUUGCUUCCUAUUGCUGCCUGAGAAGGGGGAAAAAGAAGACUUCUCAACCAGAGGAGAAUCCUCCUGGAGGUGGUGGUGGGAGCGAAACAGAGGAAGCCGAAUCUGACAUACAGGAAGGCGAGGACCAUCCUGGUGACCAUCCCCACCUCUCACACAGCAUCAACAACGCUGGGGGUGAUGUUGUGAAUCACAUUGCAGAGAACAGGCAUGUCGACGGAGCUGGGCAGCCAGAUGGGGAGGGUGAAGUUUUGGCACCAGGAGGAGGCAAUGUGGUUCACACAGUUGAAAGAAACAGUUUUUAACUAUAUGGAGGUUGAAUUCAAUCAACAAAGACAGUAUUAACAAUGCACGGGACCUAGUCUGGCUGAAGCAAAAGUAUAUAGGGAAAGCUGACAAGUUUGGAUGGUGGGAGGAGAGAAUAAUAGUAGCCUGAGAAUAGUGUUUUUUAUACAAUGGGAUGGCCCCAUGAACAGAGUUCCCUGAGGAAAACAAGCCAUGUUGUUCCCUUGAAUGUUCUAUGGAAUUCAUAUAUUUUCCUGCAAUGCAUGGACUACCUUGACAAACCUGAGAAUUAGAGCCGCUUAGUGACCAGGCUGAUAAUGUUGAUCUAUUUGAUACAUAUAUUUUUAAAAUUUCAUCUACAAACCCAGAGCCCAGGAAAGGAGGAAACAGUGUAAUAAUUACAAUGCUUAAGUAAGAUGUUGCUCCUUACCUGAGAAAGUAUAGGAUAUAAUUCUUUUAAUGUGCCAAAUACCAGAAGAAAAGAAAGCAAUAUGAUAUACUUGGAAAGAAUAGUGGAGUGCCAAAGCUUGUUAGAGAUCGUUUGUGAUAAGGUGAUGCCUACCGCUGGACACAUCUCUAUGAGUAAGGGAGUAUUCCUUCUGUAGAUUGGUUCUUGGUGACUGGAAUGUUGAUCUGACCAUAUACCAAGACAUGAGCUGGAUAUGGCCACUAUGUGAACGGAUUGGAAUCCUGUUAGUGAUUUAUAUGAGUGCAAUGCCUGUUACACUGAUGUAUGGCACUGUUUGGAAUGCUGUCUGAUUGUGGAGGGAAGAAAGCAAAGAGAGCUGUAUUGUCAAAGGCUUUCAUGGCCGAAAUCACUGGGUUAUUGUGAGUUUUCCGGGCUGUAUGGCCACUUUCCAGAAACAUUCUCUUCUGAUGUUUGACUGUAUCUAUGGCAGGCAUCCUCAAAUGUUGUGAGGUCUGAAAGAAGCCAGUAAGAAGCAAAGACCUUGAAAUUGCUAGGCCAUUAAAUGCUAAUCAAGGUGGCCAAUUGCAACAUUCACACCUACCUCAAAGAGAUAAGAGUUCUUUCUCUCACCCUAGACAUUCCACAGCUAUAAAAACCCCAUUUUCCUAGUUUCCAGCAGAUCUCACAACCUCUGAGGAUGGCUGCCAUAGAUGCAAGUGAAAUGUCAGGAGAGAAUGCUUCUAGAACAUGGCCAUACAGCUCGGAAAACUCACAACAACCCAGAGAGAGCUGUUUCCAUUGCCAGAGAAAUUUUGGGAUCUGGCAGUGUACUUUUCUCUGAUGAAAGAAAUGACUUUCACUGCCACUCUUAUACUUCCCACACUCUUCCUUGCAGUGCCUACUACCAUUUACCCCACCUUUUACGAUGGCAUAGUUUACACCAACCAACAGUACCACAGCCAGAAUCGUGGAUUAGAUGGGCUUUGAUAGAGCAUCUUAUAACAUCUUCUGCCAUUUUUGAUGCCAUUAAUGCCUAAACCUAUUGUUUAUGGCUUAUACAACCAGGGAGUUCUAAGAACUUAUAUAACUAAUGCAUUUCCAGAGAGACAGAAAUACUUCACAUUAAUGAGCAAUGUGCUUCUUGAAGAGAAGUCAGGGUUUUUGUUUUGUUUUUUGCUGUUAACAGAACCUGUUUUUUAUACCAGGAUUCACUUUAGCUUCCAUUCUAAUCCUUUUGAAAUGUGAAUGCUUGUAAUAAGUCAAUAAAAACAAUUGCUUUACCUAA